This is a messenger RNA of Rangifer tarandus platyrhynchus (Svalbard reindeer), 3621 nucleotides long. NCBI's taxonomy places the organism in Eukaryota, Metazoa, Chordata, Mammalia, Artiodactyla, Cervidae. The record is from the annotation of a GenBank genome assembly.
AUGAACAUCAUAGGACGUGCUCUGUGUAUCUUUGCUGUCCGCGCGGACUGGGCCGCGGCAGCAGCGGCGACAGCAGCGCCGAAAGCGGCGGAAGACGGUCCUCUCGAUUUCGAAGCCUCCUCCCUGAUACCUCAACCCCAGAGGUCCAGAGCAGAAAGCGAUAAUUUUUCUCGACGCACCCCGGUGAAUCCAGAGCGCAUGUUGUCCCGCACCCACGCCGGUAAAGUGCCGCCGAAGCAGGGUCUUCGGGCUGACGUCAGGGCUCCCUGUAACAACACUAGCCUCCAGGACUUGCAGAAGCAACACACAGCGCUCCAGCCAUACGAGCCGCUCUGCCGAAGAUAUCAGAGUGAAAAUGUGCCCAGAGCGUGGCAACGACAACCCAACGGAGCGCUGCAACAGCGGUCGCUGGACACGCAGGAGCAUAAUAUGAUGGAGCGCAGAAAACGACCCUUGUACUUCAAGAAGCGGAAACUGAUCGACCUUCGUAACAAAGUACAGCCCUUGAAGAGGCCACCGGUGCAUGACCUACAGCAGGGUGAGAAGUCGGAACAAAAGACUUUCCAGGUACCGCUGGUAGGCGGGCAGCAGCACGCCGACAAACAACACAACGUUCUUCAACACAGAGAGCAGGACAAACCACAGCAAGAGCAAUCGACGCGCCCGCGGCCGCAGCCUCAGGCGGAGAAGAAGUUGCCGCUCAUGGGAUAUCAGCACGGGAAACAGAACGAGAGACUUGAGAGCAGACGGAGACUGCAGCUGUCUGGACCACUACAGCAGCAACACGAAGGACCCGGGGAGCUCCACCAGCUGCAAGGUACGCGAUACCGGCAGCACAAUAAGGGAUCCCGUGGAGGACAAACGGUGAAGGGGUUGCUAGAGGAACAGGUGCAGCCAGAUCUGAUCUCACUCAGAAAGCCGAAGCUUCAACUUCGGCGUAUCGCAGAGAGACAACGAGUGGUACAGAACAUGACAUAUGUGCCUCGAGCGUUGCAGCACAUUGUGCAGCGGCAGGUCUUUGAUUUUGAGACGGCGCGGGAACAGCGAGAGGACGGCCACAGGAAAAGAGAGGAUGGAAAAGGUCACAAUGAGAAGCAAGUUCAACCUGUCGAGGCUCCCCCAGGUAGCGCGCCAGAUGUCCGUGAGCAAGAGCAAAAAGUUUUAUGGGGAGGCACGGGUCCUGAUAUGCAGCUGCCGCAGCGAGUAAACUUGUCUCAGGUGUUGAUUCAAAACUCCGCACAGCUAUUUUUCAACCAGGACAAGCAUCAGCAACGUGGGAAUAGUACUGUCAAACCCAACAAUGAAAGCGGGGGUACGGGGGAAUACAACUGGCAGCAACAUGUGCGCGGGCAGCCCGGUCGCAGUGAUGGCGAGGAACAGCAGCGGGAACAAGAAGCACAACAAGAACGGCUCCAGCAGGAGCAGCAGCGUCUGCUUGAUGAGCUUUUUGCUCUCGGGCGCGAAAUAGACAAGGGACAGCGGCUCCUGAGGAGGUAUCAAACAUUGCGACAGCACUUGCAGAUGCUUCAUCUGCAGCAGGACCAGCUUGUGCAGCAGCUACAGCUUGUAAAGAAGCAAGGUAAGCAAAAAGAACAACAAGAGAGGAUGCACCAGCGCCAGCAGCAGCAGAAUCUAUCACUUGUGCCCACUAGUGAAGCCGGUCGAGCCACAUGCGCAGCUGACAAUUACCCACUGUUUGAAAGCUUCCUCCAGUGGAACCGCCUGCAGGAAGCGACCACUCAACUGCUUGCGCUAAACCCGCACAUCUUUGCCGCUGGAGAGGAUUCGGCCAAGAUCCCCGCAGCGUCCUUCGCUACGCCGUUUACAUCCGCUUGGCCGUCCAUCGAGCACAAUUCGCAGAAACAUAACGACACACUUUUGCCUCAGGAGCAAUCAGCGCAACGUCUUCGUCGAGAGACAGACGUUAAGGGAAAGGCGAGCGACGCUGAAGACCGAAGAGAGGACGGGAAUGUCGCGGAGAACAAAAGUGAUGCAGACAGCGCUUCACGCACACCGACAGCCUUACAUUCUCUGGAUACCACGCACAAUCGUGCGCCACGUCCUUCUGAAAUUUCCAUGGAUCAUUCGGAGGGCGCUUCGUUGCUCCCAGCUGCAUCCACAGAAGACUCCGCGCUGUUCGCCUCACACCGCCAGUACAGGAUCAGCGACACUCCAGCGUAUGGCGAAUACACGAGCGAAGAAGAGGGGAAACAGCAGAAGAGUGAACAGCAAGAUGGCGUGCGGGUGGGUCCAGUCAUGCAGCCCGUCGGGCUAGCUGGAGACUCCCUCGCAAGGUCGGCGAGUUUGGCACGUACGUCUAACAGAGAGAAAGCUAAGCGGGCUCCCGGGACCAAAGGACAGAGGAAUAGCCACAGAAGCGCAGGCGCGACAGCCCUCGAGAGCGUUAACGAAGCCACAGCAGUGGAACGGCGACAGCGCGAACGCAAGUUUCGAACAGAACACCCCCCUUCCGAAAACCAGAAGCGUCCAGCUACCGAGACGUCAGGUGACAGAGCAAGUCCCCACGCGGCAGUGUAUCCAAGUCUGUCAACGUUUGUAUUGCUGGAGCUGCCGACUGCUUCACAAAUUAGUGCAGUGAAGGAAGAAGAACACUGGGGCACCCCGCGAGAGACAAAAAGAAAUUGCCCUACAAGGCGCCCUGAAGAGAAGAACAGCGUGAUGGUGCCAACGCCAGGAAGAGCAAUUCGCUCAGGCAGCGUCAAACCUGACACAGGCGCCGUGAGAGCGACCGCUACAGCACGGCCAGCACGCCUAUGUGAGACGCAUCGUGCGGAGGGAGCCGAAGGAUGCACAAAUAUGCUCUCCUGUACAAAGCGAAAUCCCUCUCAAGAGAAGGUGCAGCGUUGGGCCACGUCGGCCGGUACAAUGGAACAUCCUGCAGAAGAGUCUGCGCUGUUGCGGGAAGCGGGAGAUAGUGUGGCUAGACCAACUCACGAGCACGACGGGGAUGAACGACUGCAAGCAUCGUUUGGCGGGAGCGACUCAUUUGUAAAAACGGAGCAAGGCGCGGACCAGCCUCACCCCGAACAUACAAGGCGAAGGCAUACGCAGCAGGAAAAACAGCAAUACGAGGAAAAACUACACGCACGGAUGAAACACGUUCAGCAGCAACAAGAGGAGGUGCCUAAGGUAAGGCGCGACUUGGAGCAACAGAACGAAAAGCAUCCAAAGCUACGCAACAUCUCCGUCUUCAAGAAGUCAAGGCUGCAGCACCCGGGGACUCAUGCACGUUUGCAAAAGACCAAGAGCGAAGGACCCCCUCUUUAUAAGAAGAAGAAAGGCGUAGGCCGCGCUGCGCAGAAGCAGCAUUCUCCACGGCCGCCCACCCCGCGGACCCCUCAGAAGCACUUUCUCUGCUGUGCGCCGGAGCCGCACACUUUGUCCUCGUCGUCGUCGUCGUCAGCGUGCAUCGGGUAUCAGUGCGUAAACGGCAGAAGCAUGAAGAGUUUUACUAAAGCUCACUUGCAGUUGAGCUUGUGCACAAGCAUUCGCUCUGCCGUGGUUCUCUCGACCUCUGUGGUAGUGCUCCCCCUGAUCCGAGCUGCUAGCAGCGCCAGCAAAACGGUAGCACCCUUCCGUUCCAACACCGGGGCCCACUAG